Ectocarpus sp. CCAP 1310/34 is the source of this 1332-nucleotide messenger RNA. The record is from the annotation of a GenBank genome assembly. Lineage: Eukaryota; Phaeophyceae; Ectocarpales; Ectocarpaceae.
AGAAAGACACACACGAGACGUCGAUAGCUGCUGGUGCUUGUAAAUGCCAGGGGAGCCAUGCCGCCUGCACCAGCGGAUACGAGCGAACAGCCCACGCUGCGCGUGAUGCGACUGUACAAGCCCCGAUUAGAUGGUCGCAGAGUGCUUCCGCCCUGCUCCGCAGCUACCGCGUCUGAUCCUAUCUCGUUGGGAUCGACGAGGGGUGAGGGCGACUUCGCUCUCAGCAGCGCCCUCAAGCUCCCCGAUAGCUUCGGGAACAUCUACCUCGGCGAGACUUUCACGGCCUACAUCAGCGUGCUGAACCACAUGUCGACGACCGUGCUCGUCAACGCGUCGCUGUCGGCCAAGCUGCAGUCCCCGACGGGCCGGGUGGAUCUUGAGGACAGGCGCACGGCGAGGGGUGCGAGCGUGUCUCGCCCAAACCCGGCCCCCCUGCUCAGCCCCUCGGAGAACCUAGACAUGAUCGUGGAGCACACGCUGGAGGAACUCGGCACGCACACGCUCAGGGUUACGGUAAAGUACCACGUGGCCGGUGAUCCUGAAGGGUCUGAGCCGCGCAGCAUGCGCAAGUUUUAUCGAUUCUCGGUGAUGAACCCCGUGAGCGUGAAUCCCGUCUGCACGGCCGUGCGGGGCAGCCCCUUCGUGGAGGUGCAGCUGGUCAACACUACGCAGAUGGACCUCUUGUUAGAGUCGUGCCACUUCAUCCCGGAGGGCGGGGUGGAGGCGUCGCUCCUUGGGGGAGGCGAGGGCGGCGACCCCCUGGCCGCAUCGCCGUGGGACGAGGGCAACGAGAACACGGACACCGCGAGCGACGGGGGGGCAAGACCACCCCUCCAGGGAGAAGGAGAAGCGGGAUGCGAGGGGGUAAGAACGAGUGCCGCGACGACCAAGGGGGCUUGGAGGAGAGAUCGCUGCUGGUGGAGGGGAGGCGGGGGGAACGGACGGGGUCCGUCACUGGGCGGGGGGGCGGGGGAGGAAGGGAAAUCACCGCCGCACGACGACCGCUGCCUGCUGACGGCCGUGGAACGCUUCGAUGGCCGCGUGCUCCUCCGCCCCGAGGAGGGUCAUCAGCUGAUGUACUCCGUGCGGCCAAGGGAAGAAACCACGUCCCCACCGCCGGGCAGGGAGGGAUCCUUGGGCGCCGUUGGGGGUGCUGCGCGGGCGGGGGGCGACGCGGGGGAGGGCGGGUUCGGGGAGGGGAGUCAUACGCUGGGCCGGGUGGAAGUGUGCUGGAGGACGACCACGGGGGAGUCGGGGAGCAUUCGGGGCGGUCCGGUGGUGUUCGAGGCCCCCGAUCGACCGGAGGUUGAGGGUGCCAAUAGCGGGGUUUGA